CUUUUGGGGUGUGAUUUUUUAUGGAGUGAGGAUGGGAUAUGUACACCUGUUACCAGGUAGGCAUUUGCCUGUGCACAGAUCCCUGUUCUAAACUGUUCAUUUGCUAUUGUAUGAGGCAAUCCUUCUUUCCUGAAUCCAUCAAGGUCUUGGAACAAAGCAACAGAAAUGAUUGGGUGACUAAUGCAAGAAAGUGGAUGCAAGCACGGAUGGAGAUUCAAAAUAUCAAUCAAUCAAAGAAACAAACAACUGUACUGUGAGGAACAGGGGUAGCCAGAAGGAUGAACGUAGAGAAACAGGCAGGAAUCAUGGGAGCUGAGUCUGGCCACCAUGAUUCUGGACUACAUGGUCCAGUCUCUUUAGAAUGCUGCAGCUGUCACUGUCACCCUGAGCAUCCUCAUGUGCAAUCUCUCUCCCUCUUUUGUUACUAUUGGUUGAGCUAUCAUUCUGUUCCUGUGGAUUGGAUGUGAAUGGUAGAUGGGCAAACUGUGGAGGGUUCUGUCCCAUUGGGAAUUGCCAGUUUUUCACACACUGAAAAUUCACCCUCAAGAAGAUGUGGAGGUACAGGGACUGCUGAUACAGUUCAGUGGUUAAGAGGACAUACUGCUCUUGCAGAGGCCCUGAGUUCAGUUCUAAGCACCCAAGUGUGGUGGCUUACAAUGGCCUGUAACCCCCUGCUCCAGGGAACUCCCUUCCUCUGGUCUCUGCAGGAACCUGUACUCAGGUUCAGAAGCCUACAUACAGGUAAUUAAAAAUAACUAAAUCUCCUUUGUAAAACAUAUGGGAAUAAAAUAUAAGUGGCAUUUUCUAGAAAGCAAACUUUUAACUAGUGCUCUUUUUCCUGCUGACAAAGUUUCAAAAGCAAUGAUUUGUCCUCUACUACCUCAGAAGUCCUUGUACAACCUACAGGUCCAAACCCAGUGAUUUAUGAAAUCUGCUGUUUCUCCACAUUUAAACACCCUGUCAGGUGAGAACAGUAGGAAUAAAGGGAUUGUUUCUUCUGAGGGUGAUUACUGUUUGCAGACUCCUUUCCUUAUUUGACUUUAGUAGGUAAAGAUAAAAAUUCUAGGUGGCACUGACCUCCGGUGCAUAAUGGAAGAAUAGCAUUAAUGCAAAACACUUUGUUAUGUGUACUGGACACUGGCCACCAUACAGUGCUAAUUCAAUGCAAACCACCACAUGCUGCUACAUCUAAUCUCUACCUUUUAGAUUUAUAGUGCAAUUAAACAUGAAUACUUGUGCAGGAAUUUGCCUGGCUUCUCAUCUAAACCUUUGCCCCAUUCCUUCUCUCCUUAGAAAUGUAAGGUUCUUUAGAAUUACCUGUUCUGGCAAGAAUUCCCCUUCCAGUUUUCCCCAGCAUUUUAACUACUCAUUUUGAACACCAGUAGUGUUUUUACAAAUAACUCUAUUUAAAGGUCCAGACAUUGAAGUUAGAGGUGGAUGUGGAGGCACAUGCCUUUUAACUCCGAACUCAAGAGACAUAGGUAGGUGGAUCUGUAUGAAUUUGAGUCCAGCCUGGUCUACAUAGUGAGAUCCAGGCCAAAUAGCUACAUAGAUAAAUCCUGUCUCUAAAAUCAAACAAAGUACUGGAGGACAGAGGAACCUUGAGGGAAAUCUGCUUUGGCCUUGUGUAGGACCCAGAGACAUAGAAAUGACACAGGAGACAGGGCCCUGUCAAAUGUCCUCUUUGUCUGUUCUGGAUAAGCUUUCCAAUUGCCUUGUUUUCUAAUCUGGAAUUUCUUUUAACCUUGUAGUCUUAAUUCAAAUCUCACAAAUCUCCUCUGUACAGAGUCCUGUCAUGGUCCUGGCAUCCCUUUUGUGUUUUUUUUUUUGUUUGUUUGUUUGUUUGUUUUUGUUUUUUGUGGGGUUUUUUUUUUGUUUUUUGUUUUUUUUUUUCCGGAGCUGGGGACCGAACCCAGGGCCUUGUGCUUGCUAGGCAAGCGCUCUACCACUGAGCUAAAUCCCCAACCCCCCCUUUUGUGUUCUUACUACACAUCCCUCUCAUUGAUAUUAUCUUUUGUUUGUGUCUUGUAUGUAACCAACUCCCAUGCCAUCCCCAUGCCAGGGUAAGAUCUUAGCUCUUUGUUGACCUUGUGCUUGUACUCCUGUGACUUUUACUCACAGCUGCUUCACUGGUCUCUCAGAAGCCCCUACUAAGGACCAGGGAAGUCAGGUGACUUUCUCCAAGCUGGCUUCCUAAAAUGCUGAACUGCAUUAUUCCCACUCCUGAGAGGCAUCUCACCCCUCCGGGGAUGGAGAAAAACCGUCCAUCUGGCCACUCCGGGACAAGAAGAGCAAAACAUAUACACUGUAGCAACUUUCCCUGCCUGGCUGCAGAGGGAAUGCCUACAGGGUGAGAAAGGAGGGGCUGGAGGGGCGGGCCUGGGUUCAGGGCCCUUGUAGCCCCAGCCAAUGGGCUUUCCAGCAAAAGGAAACCUGGCUGCCCAGUGGAGGCGCUCUCAUACUGUGCAAGGCAGAGACAGAGCUCUGAGGCUGCAGCACUUCCGCUGAUCCUGUAUUUGGCUUUGCCAAUCCGAGGUACACGCGGGCCACCGUAGCUGGCAUGGUCGGUAAGCCACAGCAAAGUCGACUAGGUGGGUUUUCUGGCCAUAAAGAGCACUCACCUCGAAUCCGAGCUGCAGGCGGGCCCUCGCUUGGUGCCAUGUCCCUAUAAGCUCGCUCUUUUGUUAGAAGAAUGUUGAUAGUGCAUGCUGGUAGGAUGCAGGUUCUCCCUGGGCCCGGAAUGCCAUUCUCAGGUCCCAGGCUGAUGCUGCCUGGCUCUAGCUCUAUUCCCUGCAGAGCUCCGGAGCCCCGGGGCUCACAAAGCUAUGACUUCUGAGGUUUUUAACCCAGCGUCCAGACCUGUCCCUGGGAAGAGCUUCCUCUGGAAAACUGAGACCACAGCAGGUGUUGGUGAUCUGCACUGGAUCCCUGCACCUGCUGUGUGCUGGUCCCUCAGGACCUGUUGCCUUGCCUUGGGUCUGGGGCUCAGAUACGGUACGCAGUCUUCUGUUUCCAGCUAUCCGGAGCAAAGGAAGAAACCUUGGAGCGUUUUCCUGGCCAGACUAGGAACACAGACUAACACCGAUAGAGAGACCUGGUUAUUUAUUCAUGAUUUACUUGGGUGUAGGCCAGACACUAUGCUCAUCUGUAGGGACCUAAAAGGAAUCCCAGGAUUUCCUGGGGCCUAAAAAGAAUGACAGAAUAAGAGGGAUUGCAGUGAGGUGUUGUGCAAACUGCAAGAGGUGGGUGGGUCCUGAUGUAGCCUGAAAGACUGGGAAGUCUCUAUUCAAUACAGAGAUGCAGUGACUGGAGAGUUUCCAGCCUGAAAACCGUGGAGGCAGAGGCAUCAGGGACAGAAGAAUUCCAGGUAGACUUUUUAUAUGCAGAUGAAAGAAUUGAAGAAGCCAGAAUCCCAGCUAAUCCAAGAGCAAAUUACCAAGUAGAACCAGGACUUGCAGUAAGGACAUAUAGUGCAAGGGGGAGGGGCUAGCCAAAAUGUGCACAGGUCUAGAGCUCAAUGUAACCUUACAAGUUUAUCCUAAGAAGAAGGAAGCUGGGAAAGAAUUCCAGUUGGUCUCAUGGCCAUUCUGCUGGUUCUUUUGAUAGUGAUGGAGGCUGGUAUAUACAAGCUAGGAAGUUGUAAAAAGUUGGUUUUAGGGCAACUUUGCUGCAAAGACUCUGGCCCCUUAAGGCUGACUGUCUGGCCAGAGCCCAGUAACCCUGGCUUCUGGGCAUGGAUUCAGGCAGGGAGAUGCUGCCGGGUGAUGCUUGCUUCUAGACUUUCCUGUCAUUGUAUUGGAAGCUGUGACCUCUAUCUUGUCAUCAGGGAGAGCCCUUGUGGAGUUUCAUAGAGCAGCUGUGCUCACUUUCUGAGGCCCGGUCCCUGUGAGAACUUCUGCCUUACCUGGGCUUAUCGUUCUGUCUCCCAGGGCCCUGUGGGUACUGUUGGGGUUGCCAUAAAGAGACUGGUAUAGCAGCAAUAUAGAGGCUCAUGGGACGUUAGAGCAGAAAUCACUUCAUCUGUUUGCCUUAAAGACAUUAUUGGCCUUGUGAGAUCUCUCUCUCUCUCUCUCUCUCUCUCUCUCUCUCUCUCUCUCUGCCUGUCUGUCUCUCUCUCUCUCUCUCUCUCUUUCUGUGCCCCCCCACCAUUUUCUCUCUGUGUACGUUUGUUUUUUUUAUUAAGAGAUUAUUGUACCUAAUUGUCACAAGCAAGAUUCCUCAGCUAAAAUAUCAGAGACACUGACCUAAUUAAUUUUAAAUUGUUAAUUUUCCUCAACCUAGAAUUACCAAGGAAUAACAUCGCAAUGAGGGAUUGGUUGUCUAGAUCAGAUUAUCGUGUCAGUAAAUCUGUCAGACAUUGCAUUUCUUUAUAAGUUGAUUCAGGGGAAGACCUAGCUCAUGGUUACCAGUGCUCUUCUCUGGAGUCCUGGGUGGUGUAAGUAUGGAAGAAGUGAGCUGGACAGUAGGCGUGGGAUUAUUCUUUCUCUGCCUUGUUCCCUCAAGUUCCUGCCACCUUGACAUACCCGUAAACUAUGAACUAUAGCCUGAACUUGUGAACUUAAAUGAACCCUUUCUUAAUCUUACCUAAGUUGCUUUGCGUUAUUUUAUCACAGCAGCUGAAAUGAACACAGAAGUGGUGCUAAGGUUUCUGUGUAGAAGGGUCCUUGAGAACAUGCUUUACUGUUCAAGUGAGUACAGAGUGCUGGCAGUAGGACCAGGCACAGGUUGAUGCCAGUCCAUGAUGCAGAGGAAAAGAGGAUUCACGCCAUCUACUGAGGGUUUUGAAAGCCACAGUGACCAGCCAGGAAGUAGAGAAUGCUCCCAAAGAGUGGUGCGACUUAAGCUUUCCCUCAACCAAACAGUUUCUAAGUCAGGACGCAACUAUGGGCUAUGCCCACUCAGUACUCCUGCCUGCUGGGCUUUAGGAUGUAACAUGCAUCUGGUUCUUGUCGGGAGGACACGGAUGCUUUUCCACAGCAUGGAUUCUCUGUGUCACUAGACGGCUUUGGGAAGAAAAUUAGGAUUGAGAAAGACUCUUUGGGCUUUCAAGCUCUUUAUGCCUCUGAAAAUAAAUGUUGGGCUUGAGUGCUUUCUAAUGUGAGACACCAUUAUUAAUAACUCGAACGACUGGAGAGCCCUAUCCAGUGCUUUCUAGGUGCCUCUACCCUCGCCUAGUUGGCCCACAACAUGCAGAGUUAUUCUCAAGUUUUAUCGAAGAAAGCACUUUCAUUAUCAAUUUUUUGUCAUCUCAGUGAUUCUCAAGCCUAAUCGAGUCUGUUCUAUGACAGGAGCAACAGCAUCAGUCACAGCGUCUUAUACUUCAAGAGAUGCUCUUACUGAUUAGUCACUCGUUAACACAACCACUGACUAAUUCACUCAGUCUGUUUGGAAGGCUGUCCCAGGCAGGGAGAUACAGGUCUACCUGCUAAGAAAAUAUAAAAGAAAAUACUUUAAAAAGAAAAUAUCAAAGUAUGGACCUUUGACUUAUAUGGCGUAUAGGAGAGGAAAAGGUGUUUUGCCCCUGUGUGAUUCUUGUGUCUUGCAGUUCAGUGCAGACUCCGUGAAAAGACAAUCCUGAGGCAUAUGGAAACCUUCCUUUCCUUUCCUUUCCUUUCCCUCUCCUUUACAGAACUUUUAAUUUUCAUUCUCUUCUGUUUGUUGAUUUUCCUCAUUACAGCACAGGCUCCAGACAUUCGAAAGCUGUUUCUCCCUGGGGCCUAUAGAGUUAAGCACCUUCAUUACAUGUAUGUGUGGAUGGCUAUGGUAUGAAGAGUGAACCAGAGAUUCAUCCAUGCUAGCCACAGCACCUACCCCAAGCUGUACCCCUAUCCUGGCACAUACAUCUUGGAGAAUGAAAUGAACGGUGGACGUUUUUCACAGGAUUAUGAGAGGAGCGACCUCUCUGUCUCCAUCUCCCCUCCCCAUCCCCCUUCACACGACCCUCCGUCCCUCCAUUCCUCUCCCCCCUUAACUCUCUCACACUGUGUGUGUGUGUGUGUGUGUGUGUGUGUGUGUGUGUGUGUGUGAUGUUUAAAUUGAUACAUGAUACUGAGCAAAGCCAAGAUCAGGAAACAGAAGGAAUAGCUUUUCUGUGGACCAUGAGGCAGAGGAACACAUCUCACUGUAGCGGGAGCAUCACUCAAGGCUUACUUCAAGCCAGUGGAGAUGCACUUGAAGUUCCUUGGCUUUGGACGCAUAUUGAGUGCAGAUUUUACUCAAAGUGCAGUGAAGCUAGAGAAACGUUUCCACCCAAGUAAUGGUCUGAUAUAAUAUCAUGUUAUGGGUUUCUUGAUUGUUUUGCAUUGUUUCUAGGAGACAAGCUCUGUAAAGAAAGGCCAAGUUACUAGAGUAAGAUGAAUGGAUUGACAAGCUUUAGUUUUCUAAGUAUCACAGUAGCUACAUCGAGAGAAAAUAAUGAAGUGUACACAUCAGCUAGAAGUUAGGCAGUUAGUGAGAUAGGGGUGUCUGUGCAACCAGAGAGAAGAACGGAAGCAUUUGAACUAUAUUUGGGGAGAGAAUACAUAGGAUUUGAUUCCAUACAUGAUUGGAGGUAUAUAGAAAAGAGAAAGGUCAGAAUGACUGUCAGGCUCAUGGCUUACGGUUGGAUGGAUGGAAGAUUUCUGUCACAGGGGGAAUGGAUGAAUGACAUGGGCCACAUGAACACAGUGACCUGUGAGAAAGUAAUUAAAGAAAUUAUAAUACAUGCUACAGUGUAAAUGGUCCCUGUAAGCAUUACAAGUCUGCAUAAGCAUAAGAGAAGGCAGACACAGGACUGGGGAGAGAGCUGAGUGAGUACAGUGCUGUUGCUCCAGCAUGAAGAGCUGAGGUCUGAUCUUCUUCUCCCAUGUAAAUGGUGAGGGUGGUGGCCUGCACCUGUCAUCACACAUUAGCAGGUGGAGACCAUGUGAUUGGUGGUGAGGCAGCCAAUCAGAAGCAGUGAACGCCAGGCUCAGGGAAAGAGUCUGUCUCAAAAGACAGGUAAUAGAGAAAGCCAUCCCACCUUCAGUCCGUGGACUCUGAACAUUCAGUCCUGAGUGUGCGGAUACAUGCUUGCACACACACACACAGACCGUGGGCAUAAGAAGCCAGAUGCUGCACAGUUCCACCUGAUCAUAUAUGUGAAUCCACAGACAAAAGAAGGAAAACAGCGUUUGUCACAGGCUAAGGAUAAGCCGGAGGGGUGAAUGGUUUCCUUUGUAGCAACGAUGAGGCCUUAGAACUAGAUAGAGGUGGGGGUUGUCUCCAGUAUGAAGGUGCUAAGUGCCACUCGACCAUGAUCUUUAAAGUGCUUACUUUUGUACAAUGUAAGGUCAAUUCUUUAAAGACUAGAAGGAUAGUGUGAGUGUUUUGGCAGUGGGGAGACUGGGGAAAGCAGGCUGUGUGGGGCUGGACUACUCCAAUGCAGCAUAGAUCCAUGAGGAGUGUGCAUUUGAUGUGGGUCUGUCGUCGAGCAUAUAAGCCUGCGCUGGGAUAUAGGAAACAGUUGUCAGCUCUGAGAUGUCGAAACAGGUGAACUCUUGUGACAAAAGAUAUGGAGGAAAACACAGGAUGCUGGACCAUUCUUUAAAGUGGUACUCAUAGCUACGCUAUAAAGAAGAAACUGUGAUCCUUUUCAGACAGUGAAACCAAGAAUAAACCUCCUACCUCAAUCAAUAUGACCAAGAUCAGACAGUUAACUCAUGUGUGCCCAGGCUUCCAGCCUUCUGCCUUUCUCAUGCCAGCAUGAUGAUGCCAUUUAAAACUUCAUCACAGCCUCUCCCUCUGGCCCCAUUCUUCCUGUCAGCCACAACUGAGUAUUCACACAUGGCAGGCACUGUUCUGGGCAUAUGUGGUUGGAAAGUGUAGACACAACUUUAGUCUCACCAAGGUGAUCCAGUAAACAAGUAAGCACAUCCCCCAGAUACACCCUUGAGAAUCACAGAGCAAAGACACCUCUCCAGGUUUAUAGGUAGGAGGGAGAUUCCCAGAGAACACGAUAGUAAGGCUGAGGUUUGCAGUAGAAGCCGAUGGAAUGAACAUGAGAGAGACAAGGAUUUCUAGAUCAGCUGGCUGCCUCUGAGUAUACCUGUGUGAGAAUUCACUUUCCUGUCCUCUGCUCUCAGACUCUCGCAUUCCUAGCUCAUUACCUAUACCAAUAUUUUCUGAAUUCUUGCAGACCAUGCAAAAUGCAAAUGAAAUGGCCUGAAGUUCAUUAACUUGAACUUCAUUCUGGAUACAGAGUUUAAGGUCCAUAGUCACUACAGUCAGAGGCAGGUGGAUCUCUGUGGGUUCCAGGCCAUCCUGAUCUACAUAACAAGUUCUGGUGAAUCCUGACUUUUAAGAAGUUCAGACCUUCACAUGCUAUUAAUCGAAGUUACAUCAGCCUGGCCUUCAAAGUGAGCCCCAGCCCUUGAGCAAAUUACUUUGGUUCUCUUUUUGUCCGAUGAAAAUGACUGACCCCAGAACCUCCUUCAGGUUAGGCUGGUACUCUACCACGGAGCCAAUCUGUAGCACUCUCUUUACUUCUUAAUUUGAGACAAGAUCUCACUCUGUUCUUAAGGCUGGUCUUGAGCUUACUCUGUAGAUCAAGCUAACCUUGAACAAGCCAUCCUCCUUCCUCGGACUCCUGAGUAGCUGGAAUGGCAGACCCGUGCCAGGAGGCCUGGCUAAAUGUUUUUGUGAAAGAGAAGCCAUAAUGUCCUCUGUUCAGAGUAGGACAUGAAUGAGAAGAGGCACUAAGUGUUGAGUGUAUUAUAUAAGCUCAGAAAAAGAAAUGUCACUGCCCUUGGGAAAGAAGGGUUCUGAGUGCACUGGCUUCCCUGUUUUUUAUACUGUUAAAAUCGUUACCUACAUACACACUAAAGGUUGUAGUGUGGGUAAUUUGAAGUGUAUGACUAUAAACUUCAUGUUUAGGAUGCUCUUCAGAGAAAACAUUUUUUUUUAAAAAAGAACAAGUUAAGAAAACGUUGGUAUAAACCAGUUUUUUGGUUGAUACAUAGGAAAGGGUUAAACAUCUAGAAAUAGGAUUUUGCCUUUUAGGAAUUACUAGCCAAUCAGGGAGCUCAGUGGUGAUGUAAUGCCUGAGGCGGGCACUGCAUUGGUUAAGUGUAUUGUUUCUCGGGCUUCAGUGAGAAGGAGAGCUGGAACAGAGGGGUUAAUCAUUAUCAUAUUCUCUCUCUCUCUCUCUCUCUCUCUCUCUCUCUCUCUCUCUCUCUCUCUCUCUUCCCCCCCUCCCUCUCUCUCCUCCUUUCUCCUCUGUGAGGAAAUAGCAGAGCUCAUCACACUGUUGGCACUUGCUUUCCAAUAAAAGCCAUACUUGCCUCCUGCCUCCCUCCCAAGCACAGCACAUGUUCCAGUAGUACUACAGAGGAGGACCUAAGAGGGGGCUGGGAAGAGUGGGAGGAGGAGGAAGAGGAGGAGUUGUUCUUUAGAUGAAAGAGCCCCUUUGCUGGGCUGUGGCCUCUCCAUGCCACCUGGGAUGGGAACUGCUCUACACACACCCCAUGAAUUGUUUAACAGCCACCUGCUUCUGAGCAUUGUUCAACCUGGAGGGAUCCUCAGAACUAGGAGGUAAACAGAGUCCUGUGAAGCCCACUUCUGGUGGUGCAGAAGCCCUGGGAUCCUCUGACCCCAAGCCUCCAGCUUCCUGUAGCUGGCAACCUGCACUUCAAACCUCAUCUAGCUGAUUUUGUGUGGAAGGAGGCUUCCCAUCCAUCGCAGCCAUGAACUUCCUCCGGAGGCGGCUGUCAGACAGCAGCUUUGUGGCCAACCUGCCCAAUGGCUACAUGCCGGACCUGCAGCGCCCAGAGAGCUCCAGUAGCUCCCCAGCAUCCCCAGCCACAGAGAGAAGGCAUCCCCAGCCCCUGGCUGCCUCCUUCUCUUCUCCAGGAUCCAGCCUGUUCAGCUCCUUCUCCAGUGCCAUGAAACAGACCCCACAGGCCCCGACAGGGCUAAUGGAACCACCAACUCCUGUCACACCUGUGGUUCAAAGACCCAGGAUCUUGUUGGUCAUUGAUGAUGCCCACACAGACUGGUCGAAAUAUUUUCAUGGGAAGAAAGUGAAUGGCGACAUUGAGAUCCGGGUGGAACAGGCUGAGUUCUCUGAGCUGAACCUGGCUGCUUAUGUCACCGGAGGCUGCAUGGUGGACAUGCAAGUUGUGAGAAAUGGCACCAAAAUUGUGCGGUCCUUCAAACCUGACUUCAUUCUGGUUAGACAGCAUGCCUAUAGCAUGGCCCUGGCUGAGGACUACCGAAGCCUGGUCAUCGGCCUCCAGUAUGGAGGGCUUCCUGCUGUCAACUCUCUCUACUCCGUAUACAACUUCUGCAGCAAGCCUUGGGUGUUCUCUCAGCUCAUUAAGAUCUUCCAUUCCUUGGGUCCUGAGAAGUUUCCACUAGUGGAGCAAACAUUUUUCCCCAACCACAAGCCAAUGCUCACAGCCCCGAACUUCCCUGUGGUGAUCAAGCUGGGACACGCUCAUGCUGGCAUGGGAAAGAUCAAAGUAGAAAACCAGCACGACUACCAGGACAUCACCAGCGUGGUGGCCAUGGCCAAAACCUAUGCCACCACGGAGGCCUUUAUUGACUCCAAGUAUGACAUCCGCAUACAGAAGAUCGGAUCCAACUACAAGGCAUACAUGAGAACCUCCAUCUCUGGAAACUGGAAGGCCAACACAGGCUCUGCUAUGCUGGAGCAGGUGGCCAUGACGGAAAGGUACAGGCUGUGGGUGGACAGCUGCUCAGAAAUGUUCGGCGGCCUAGACAUCUGUGCUGUCAAGGCCGUUCACAGCAAGAAUGGCAGAGAUUAUAUCAUUGAGGUCAUGGACAGUUCAAUGCCACUGAUUGGAGAACAUGUGGAGGAGGACAAGCAGUUAAUGGCUGACCUUGUUGUUUCCAAGAUGAGCCAACUCCUGGUGCCAGGGGCCUCGGUGCCCUCCCCCCUGAGACCUUGGGGUCCACAGACUAAAUCUGCAAAAUCUCCAGGGCAAGGCCAGCUAGGACCUCUGCUCGGACAGCCCCAGCCAAGGCCACCUCCACAAGGGGGCCCUCGUCAGGCUCAGUCUCCUCAGCCUCCCAGAUCUAGAAGUCCAUCCCAGCAGAGGCUCUCCCCACAAGGUCAGCAGCCUGUGAGUCCCCAGUCAGGAUCCCCACAGCAGCAAAGGUCACCAGGUUCUCCACAGCUAUCCCGGGCAUCUGGCGGCAGUUCUCCAAACCAGGCCUCCAAGCCAACUGCCAGUCUCAGUUCACAUACCCGGCCUCCUGUGCAGGGACGCAGCACCUCCCAGCAGGGUGAAGAACCCCAAAAGACAGCAUCACCUCACCCCCACCUCAACAAAUCUCAGUCCCUGACUAACAGCCUCAGCACGUCAGAUACCUCCCAUCGAGGAACCCCAAGUGAAGAUGAGGCCAAGGCUGAGACAAUCCGCAACCUGAGGAAGUCCUUUGCCAGCCUCUUCUCCGACUAGCCUCUAUCCAGGCUGGAGGACAGGAGGGCAAGAAGACUCAGUGACUGGAGCCCUGUCUGGUUCCCUCCUUCUCAGCCUUGGUUCCUGAUGGAAAUAUGCUUCCUAAAUACAUCUGUCCCAGGAACUGGUGAUCUACAUUCCCACCUCCUUGACCAUGACAUUCUAAUGCUGUCUGACUGAGCGGUAGCCUUGAGAGCCCCUAGGUUCCUCAACACGGACCUUCUAGACAGACAAGGCAUCACUACAUCCACCAUACGCUUGCUCCCUGCCGCCGGUACCACGUGAGAUGUCUGUGUGGCUUGUUUUUGCAGUCUUAUUAGUAUUUUGCUUGCCUUUGGGCUGAGGCCCCCUUCUAAGCUGUGACUCACCUCCAUCAAAUGCAUACUUUAUAGUCGGACCUCAGCAACACAAGAGGCAAUUAUUUUUUAAUGGUGUUUUUGCAAACAGAAAAAGGGAAGCCCAGCCUGGGAGCCCACUAUGCACCCAAAGCAAACUCGUGCCAUCGUUACUGGGAGUAGGCUGGCAAAGGCCCCAUCACAGCUGGCCCUCAUGAUGACCUUGAUGCAACAGAAAGAAGCUAGACCCUAUGCAACAUGUGGGACCUUUCAGAACAGAGGGAAACCCACAGAGCCAACAGCAGGAAUCCAGAAGACAGAGCCUGUGUUCCCUGGGGAGAGGGUUACAGGAUGAUUGUGCUUGUCUGACCUCACACAGAAAGAGAAUGUGGAUGGCUCCCUGUCACAGGAUCAGAAGACACAGUGAUGGUUCAGCAUUUUACCUGCUCUGAAAAAAGGAGUCAGUAGGCCACUCAAUUUACAGUGGAGAAGCCUUCAAAAGCAGUGUGUGUGUUUUUUUUCUUUAGGAGACCUUGAAGCCUUUUGGAAUUUCUUCCAGAAAAAGUUCCACUCCAACCUUGUUUCAGUGUUGCCAUGAUGACUACAAUGGUUUGCUGCAGAGCUAGGCAGAAUGGUCCUAAUUCCCUUUCCAGUGGCCAUUCCCCUGCACUAGACGGCCUCCCAGGAUCACAUCACCAAGUACCUGGUGCUAGAAACAUUGUAGGUGCCAGAAGCAGCCUCUUGGUCCAACCCAAGACAUCAGAACAGAGCAAUGUUUCUCAGUACAGCCGUGGCCACAUAAGGUGUGCCCUCCCUGCACUGUGUGAGGGAGGGAAGUUAUUAACUGAAGCAGCUUCUGGUUAUACCUGAGUUCUGCAUCUGAGGCUUCCUUGAAUCUCCAGAAGCACAGAAGCAGUCACUAUAAGGAGUCUCAUUCAGCAACUCAGGCUGGCAUAGAAUAUAUUAUGUAGCCCACGAAAGUCUCAAACUCACAGUAAUUCUCCUGUUUUCUUAAGUCUCCCAAGUGCUGAGAUUACAUUUACGAACCGCCACACCCAGCAAGUAAUUACUUUUUGGUCAGCUCAGCCCAGACGAGUGGCAGAGACAAAGGUAGAGACCCUCUCCUGCCUUGGUUCACUUAGAACCCUGUAUUUCUGCAGAAUGCACCUCCAGGCUGGUUUCCAGCAGGGAUCGGCUCAAUAUCAAAAGUGGUAGCUUUGCCACUGACUGCUAGAGAUCCAGUUAGCCAUCAAGGUCAUCCUCUUUCUCCUUCCCUCUUCCCUCUUUCAAGAUGAAGCGGUAUUGAGAGCAAGCAUACUAGAGUUACUGCAGAAGCUCUCCUUUGGCCUCUCUUCCCAUAUCCUUGGUUAGAGUGGUAAGUAGCAACUGUGACAUAAGAUCACGUAGGUUCAGUGGCCACUGAGGCCAUAGUUUGGAGCUGGAGAUGCAGGGUUUAGGCCUAACUGGAAAUGACCAGAAUCAACAGCAAAUUGGCUGUGGUAUGAAGUGAGGAGUGAACUGCUGAAGGCCUAGAAGCCCUCCCAGUACCAAGAAGAUUGCAAACUUCCAUGACUUCAGUGUGAGGACAGUCCGUGAGCAUGCUUGCCCACAUCUCCCCAACUCAACUGCUCUUCUAUCCCAGGAUGAGCAUGGCAGAGGCUUCCAGAAUGCUUCUUUAGGCUAAUGGGGUGGCCCAGCAUGUGGUGAGGCACAUGGCACAACUGUCAGUGCAUUCUCCUAGACACAUCCGCUCUCUGGUAAGGGAAGAGGUCUUGAGGCCAGCAUCCACAAGUCAUGCUUUAGGUGGGUUAUCUAAAUAAGAAAAGCGAUCAGUCUGUGAGUUCAAGAAUGUUGCUUCUUCCUCCUGCCCUUCCCCUACUCUUAGUUCUUGCACCUUGCUCUAGAACCUCUGAAGAAAGGUAUAGGUGAGGCAGAAGGAAGGAAGUGUGGGAGGUAAGAUUUGAAAUAUCAAAAGUAGUCUGUGAAGUGAGUUCUACAGAAGAGGAUGUGGACUUUAAUGCCUGGCUAAUGACCCGAAUGAGUACGUUAGUACAUAACAUCUUAAAGCCCCAUUACCUCAUUUCAGACUGUAGUCCUCGUUCUAGGGAGUUCCUGGUAUUUGCUUCAAUAACACACUGCUUCCCCACCAGACCUUGAGAAGCCAGGCCUCCCUCACUCAUGAGGCACAUGUGCAGGGAAAUCAGAAGCUCCUGACACUGAUAGUUGAAGUUGCUCCUUUAGGAACAACUUUCUACAGAAAGCUCUGCCCCAGUCAGUAAGAUCAAGCAGAGACAGAGAUAGGCAGGCAGACAGGCAGGCAGGCAGGCAGGCAGGCAGGCAGGCAGGCAGGCAGGCAGACAGACAGACAGACAGACAGACAGACAGACAGACAGACAGAGACACAGAGGGACAGGGGGUGGGGGGCAAUGGACAGAUGGAUGCAGGGACAAGAAACCUUGCAUUCUGGAAAAGGAUGAGAGGUAUCACAGAACGCCAUGCAUUGAGUGGUCAAGAACACAGGUGGCAGUCAUUACUUUACAGCAGUUUCAACCUAGUCUCAAUACUAAAACAGCUCCUGACACAGUGGAGUAAAAACCAGCAGCAGGAAGUUUCUCAAAAUGUGGGUCAUGGCCCUGGACUACUUAUAAAGGCCCAGGAAACUUUGCUUCAGAGCACUGAACUGUGAACUUGCAGUUAGAAGGCUCAGAGCCUGCAGCUUGAUCAGCCCGCUGAGAUUCAAUCUGAAGCAGAGCUUCAAUCACCAGCCUUGCUGAGGACCCACUCCUUUGAUGGGCAGAACCAGUGGCUCCAUAAAUGACCUUGUGGCCAAAAUAUUCUCACAUUCUGCCCUUAAAAACAUCUCAGCAAUCAAUGACAUCCCUCCAGGAUCCCAAUGACAGUAGCACAAAUGUCUUUCACAAUCUUAAUCAGGCCAGGCAUCCUGAUUUUUAUAACCAUGCAAGGACGUCUAGAUUGAUGAUGUAACACUAGACUAUAGCCAGCACUUUUAAUUUCCAACUGCCUGGGAAUGAAACAGAAGCCAAGAAUAUAAAUACAGGUCCUAUGGAGCUCACACAUCCCUCCAGUGGAUCGUUUUUCCCAUAGGCUAGUCCAUGUUGCUCCUGAAACUUUAACCUUCAAUAACUGUGACAUUCAGAGGUGGGAAGGGCAAAGGAACAGGGUAGGGCCGUUGUAAAUGGAACCUGAAAGGUUUUAUUUAUUGGGUUCUGCCCUUUUACACAAUCUUGACCCAAGCAAGAGCAUUUUCUUUCCAAGCUGACCUAGUGAAGCUGAGACACAACAAAGACCUAUUCAAUUUGUACACAACGACCAGGGACUCCAAACACGACCCCAAAGAAUAUCUCAAAGCAGUCAGAGCAGGCUUCCUCCAGACCUGUCCUGUGAUCAGACGGUGCUGGAUGGACUCUGGCUGGUGGAGAAUCAACUUUCCAGGCAUAGAAUACCCACAUCAUUUCUCUUUCCCCAAGGCUUCCAGACUGCUGCAUCCCCUCUAGCAUGCAGUUGGUCUACUCCCCGAGUAUCAGGUGUGGCAAUUCUUCAGACUCAUUUAAAUAAAAAAACACAAACCAAACCUCCAUGUAACUGGGUAGCCACUGCCCGCAGGAAGUUCUCAUGUGAAUAGGCGUAAAAGCAGCACCAGCAAGACGAGCUUCCUGGGCACCUGGGACGUGGCACAGGAGAUUGGAGCAGCUGCUCAGCGGCAGCUAGGUAUUCAGGACUCUUCUGAGGUUGCUCCCCUAGAAAAUUAGGAAGUAAAUGACACAUAUAUGACAGAUCAAGACUGGAGAACGGAUGGUUUCCUAAGCCUCUAUCAGUUGGAGUCACCUGGAGUUAAACCAACAGAAAUAUCAGUAAAAAGAGAAAAUAGAAAAACCGCUCCCAGACCCAGGAAAGGAAGCAGCCCUCGACAUGAGAGCCUUGCACACUGUACUGAUCAAACAUGGCUUGGCUUUGUAAACAAGGCCCCAGGACGGCGAGCACCAGCUCCCAAGGGCAGGCCAAUCUCGUCUGCUUUGUUCAGCUUCAUAAAAUAGCUUGGUGGUUCAUUUUGUGUAUUCAGAAGUGGUGAACGGCUGCAGGUUAGUCACAGGCACUGGUUAAGCCAGCCUUGCACAUACAAGUGGUAACAUAAUUAUCACCAGGACCGCCAUUCUCUUCAAGAGAGCUUGCAUAUGUAUCUCUAGGUUCCUCAUCCCAGAGCCAAGCCGGCUGAUAGAAUUAACCUGGUGUCAGACGCUGUCCUAGACCAGUAGCUGAUUAAACUGUUUUAUAUUUAGACUUUAACAGGAGGCAGCACUUUGGGCCUGACUGAAGACAAAGGGGAAGGCUGGGUGACAAGCAAGCCAAAUGGGUCCAUUUAGGAGCAUAAAGGACACAAGCUCUUUUGUGUUGUUCCCACAAGGCAUGAGCCCAGAUUGAUAAAACAUGCACACCCAGGCUUCAUAUUCAGAUCUAACUGGCAGACCUAGAGAAGAGAACAAAAGCACCCAAAGGUUUUUUCAUCAAGUCUCGGGGUUAACACUUUUUAUACCCAAUGCUUUUACUUUGGAAUAUCAGAAACAAGUGCUAACACCUCACGUGGGGUUUCCAGUAGAGGAAACAAGAAGUCAAAUCAAAUGAAAUCUUUAGAACCUGGAGAGUUCAGUCAGAGUUUGCAGUACAAGACCUACAUUUGAUUCUGAGAACCCACGUUGACAAGCUAGGCAUGGCGGUGAACAUUUGUAAUCUCAACACUGGGAACAGAGAGAUAGGUAGAGUCCAACAGCUCACUGGCUAGUCGGCCUAUCAGAGUUCCUCCAGGCCAAGGGAGACACAUGUGCACACACAGCUUUGCAUUUGCCUAGCACACUGCAAUACCCUUAUCCAUAUUUACGUAGCCCUGCCAGCAUUGGAGCACAGCAGAGCACCCGUCCAGCUCUUCUCCAAGGCUCAAAUAGGAAGAGCACAGACCUUGGAACCAACUCUGAACACAGGAAGGGAGGGGAAUAUCCAACUCCGCCAGUUAGGAAUUUCAGAGAUAUGUAUGAAGCAAUGGCCUCAGCAACUGAGAAGAACUAGAAGAAAAAAAGCUACAGAAUUCGAGGAGUCACAAGUUGGAAAAGGUUCCUCCCAAGACUGAAUUACCAGCCAUGUCAAAUGGGUAUUUUGCACUUAUAGUGGUUAAGGGGAGGAAAAUCAAGAUCCUAUUACCAAAAAGUAACUACUGGAGAAUGUAGGGGCUGAGAAAGAUGUGAGGCUACUGCAACCCAGUGCACUGGGGCUGGACCACUGUCAAGUGCUUGCCGUGGGCUUCUAGGCUGUCCUGCUCCCGUUACAGUGCAUGGAGGUGACGUCACAAAGCCAUGCAGUGACAAGCUGCUGCCAAGCCAUGAUUCCACUCAUUAUGCUAUUAGCAAUACACAAAAGCUCAAACACCCAGUGACAAGGACGCACGACUCUCUAAGCUUCUCAAAAUAAAAUGAGCUGCUAGUCAAGAGGAAAUGCUUUGAGGACACUUUAAUACAGGUUGUUGAGAGGUGCCUAAGUCUAGGUUUAGAGCACUCUGCCACUAUCUUAAACUCAAGACUUGCAACAUCUGCCAGUUAAGCCCAGUGAGGCUGGACACCAGCACCAUCAGGACCUCCCAGGGCCCAUUUGGAAAUGACUUAUGUUCUGAAAACUUGUAUUUGGUGCUCUGGUCAUCACUGUUUCCCACGCCUACUUGUGCGCACGCGCACACUACAUGGGGCAACCUAACAUUCAGCCACAAGAACAUGUUCUGAAAUACAAUCUAGAUCAAUCAAAACUUCAGGGUGACCCCUUUAGCCACACCUGAAUGAAGCCUAUGGCAUUCGGUGGACAUUAAGACUGUCCUGUAGAGCAUAGAAACAUAAUGUUAAAGGUCAUAUAGCCUCGAGCCUCUAGAAUAUCAACUUUCUUCACUGUGAUGCAAAGACUCACAAUACAUGUAGCAAACCCUCAGUACACAGUCCGCACACAGGACUCAGUAUCUCUGCAGCACAUAUGCCAAGCCAUUUCCUAAUAUGCAAACGUGUUUAGAACAGGAAGACGCUGGCACUGUCCCUAUUUCCUGCAGAUGCUAACAGCGUUUUCCCCUGUGCGGCAGCAGUUGCAGCUUGAAUGUGUCACUACAGCAUGUUCCAAUAGUUAUUUAUAUUAAGUCAUUUGUGUUUGGGCUUUCUCUUGUUGUAGAAUGAAUAAAUGUUGAAUUUUGAGUAUUUUAAUUCUUAAAAGUAUGACAACCUCCCAGCAAAAUGGGGCUGUCCUUGAAUAAGCACCUCACCUGACAGCACAUAAAGAACGCUGCUAAAACUGUCUUUGAUACCAAAACACAAGGGGGAAACCAAUCAUAGGAGGUAAUGUUGUCUCCAUCAACCCAAUGGCCUUCGGAGCCCUUGAAGUUCCUCACAGAACCCAGAAAAGCUGCUAAGAAAGGAAUGGGUUGGGCUCACUCUGAGUUCACACAAACCAGUUCAGCUUUUAUAUCAUGAUAUAGCUGAGCUUUCACCUGACUGAGCACCACUGAUAAAACAGACACUUCCUGUGAUCAACCACCUCUUCACACUGAAAGCACCCAGAUAAUUUUCAAAUAUACAAAUUAACAGUGUGACUAAGGUUUUUCUACUAAAUAUAACCUUAACAAAAGUAAAGUCCGACAUGCAAUUUUUACUUUUAUUAACAUAACACAGAACAUUGUCAGUACCACAAUCUCCAUCCCAGAGGGGAAUCCAGAGUGGAGAGACCAGCAGUCACCUAACCCCUCUUUGGGCAACCUUGUCCUUGGUGCCCACAGAACCAGAACUGAGAGCAGAGAUCAGCAUCUACGUUUCCAUGAAGUCUCCAAAUCGGUCACAGGUAUGGUAGCCGGUUGUCAGCUGACCGACCCCUGCCGGGUCUGAAGGGAAAUCUGUUGUUGGGGCUAGCUCUUCCUGGUAAGAGGGAGUUAGAUCCUGGAAGUGGGCCAACAGGAUCAAAACGUGGUCUGACUGGACGGAACUGGCUAGGAGGCUCCCCAGGCCUUGGGAUGAGUGAGGUGACUGGGUCCCCAACACUAGGCAAUAUUGGCCUCUCAUCAUAUUCACCACCAAUGAUUCCUGGAGGAAGCAGCGUGGUGGGAAGGUAGGGCCUGGGGUAGACGGGAAUGGGGCAGAAUGGGAUAGGGUGGACUGACGGUAGGUACAUCACAUGCCGCAUCCUCUGGGCUUCUUUUCUUUGGAUGUGCUUCUUUCUGUACAACUGCAGAUAGAUAAAAACAGGAGAGAGUGGGAGACAAGACAUGGUGAGCGGUGGAGGUCAUCCCAAGCUCUACUCUGCUUCACUGCUUACAUACAGUCCCUCUGUAUUUUUCUUUCUCAGUCUAUGCAAACAAGGCAGAUACAUAGUAGAAUGGUUGCCAGUCUCUACCACAUGAAGCGCUCUGACUCCAGAUGCAGUGCCAAUGAGCACUUCAGUGCUACAGAGUGACAGUCUAAUCUGAGGUAUCAGGAAGCCCAAAGAAGGGAAAACUCAGUGGCAUAUAUUUUUAAGAAUGAAAUCUAGCACUCCAUGGCCAACACAGAUUUAGGUGAGCCUUCUGAACAUGCAAUUUAAGGAUUUGCUGACAACAUCAUGCUAUAUAUAGCAAUCAGGUACUACAGGCAAUUUCUUGCUUUUCACCCCUAGUGGCUUUCAAUUUAAAGCAUACACAAGUGACGACUUUAAAGGGCAGGACAGAGAUUCAAGAACAAGACUGCAUUCUGCAAGCAGUUCAGACUUUCAUUUAGCUAUUUGUUCUUUAGUCCUUCAUCCAGAGUUUUCCUCAGGCCUAUCAGUGAUUUUUACAGUCACAGUCUACAAAUAAAACCAUGUAUCUUAUUCUUUUCAUGUAGUAUGCUAACAGAUUUAACUUCCCAAAAACAAGAUUUUCACAAUAUAGUAUGCUAACAGAUUUAGAUUACCCAAACACAAGAUUUUUGUGUAAAAAAAUGAAAAAUGUAUUGACUUUUCUUUGAAAACAAGGACUAAGCCUAAAAUUGAAGACAUUUUCUUUACCAAUAUUUAACAAUAAAUUUAAUUAUAAUUGACUUUAUCAUAUCACACUAAAAGUAAAAUGAAACCUUUCAUUCUUGACUUACUAGUUAUUUCAGUCAUAAACAUUAGUCUUCAUAUUUAAAAAUACCUACUUCUUUCCAAUCUGUGUCAGGACCUCUGAUAGUACUGUCUGAAAAAGUAAGACAGAAAAUAAAUUAUUACAAACCACUUCAUGCACCCAAUAUCAAACAGUGCAGACGCGGGGCAUCUGUGUGCACACACUGGGCACCGUUACUUCUACAGUUAGUCAAGCGGUGGUCUGGUCUUCACGACCACAUGUACUCCCUGACCAUAAGCAGUGCCCUCAGGACACUGUGGGGCAGCAUGCGUCUUCUGCCCCAGGCUCAUGAAGCUGUGCCAGCUGCUGCUAAGCCACGUGGUGAGUUACACUGGCCUGGCCUAACAGCUCCUCUUAACUCUCUGGAUUAUAGCUACAUUCAUCCUGAAGUCAGACUGAGCAGACUGUCCUCUAUAGGUGAGUUACCAAGAGUCUGAGCACACAAAGAACUACUAUGAGUGUACUUAGAAUAUAUGAAAUGAGGAAAGAUUCAAUCGACUUCAGUCUAAUGAGUUUAGGAAAAAGCUGACCAUGUCUUCUCUACAAAUUAUUAACUAGCUUUGAACUUAGUGAAAGCUCUAGCCCAGUGGUCCUCAAUCUAUGGGUCAUGACCCCUUGGGGAGUUGAACAACCCUUUCACAGGGGUCCCCUAAGACCAUUGGAAAGCAUAGAUAUUUAUCUUAUGACUCAGUGUAGCACAAUGACAGUUAUAAAGUAGCAAAAAAAUAAUUUAUGAGGUGGGUUACCACAACGUAAGGAACUGUGUUGAAGGAUUGCAACAUUAGGAAGGUUGAGAACCACUGUUCUAGCCCCAUACAAUUUUUACACAAAGCAGCUUACACUAAGGAGCUGUGUGACCCACAGUUAGAAAUGAAGCACAGAGUAAAGGCAUUUACAUGCAGAGAUGAAGGGCAUGUGCUCCCCCAUAUGACUCUAUACUUCAGUCUGCUCUUUCUUGUCAGCUAUUCCAUGGACGUUGAUCACUGUGUCUUUUUUUAAAUUACUCGUCUUUAAGGCACGUUAUUACUCGGAACACAGGCUAACUUAAGAAUUACAGCACCCUUCCUGCUUCAGCCUCCCACAUGCUGGGAUUACAGGCAGACGCCAUUCCUAGUUUAUGCAAUGCUGAAGAGGGAACCAGGACUCCAUAUAUGCUAGGCGAGCGCUCUAGCCACAUCCCAGACCUGUCCUUUCUUUGUAACUAUGACUGUACCACACUGUAACCUACUAUCACAAAGUCACACUUUAAGUUUGGGAUGUAAGAACAAAAAGGAAGGCUCAAGGUCACUCUCACUUCCUAAAGAACAACCACCCAAUUUUAAGACUAAAUGACUCCAUGAUAUUCUAUUAAAGUGGAGUCUACCCAGAGGUAGUACGUUAACAGCGUGUUCACUAGAAUGUUUCUGACAGGAAACGCACAGACAGUACGUGCAGCUCAGUAAGUGCCUACUUCAGAUGGCUCACUCCUAUUUUCUAUGGAGUUUUGUUGCUCUUUGCCUGUUUUAUAAACCGACCCAUCAAGUCCAUUUCAUGGCCCACCCUACAGUUUAAACACCAGCUUCAAAGACACCAGAAUGUCAGCACUGGUGGAGAGCAGCGCACAGUCAGUCUCCUUUGGCCCUGAUCUGGAAACUGUGGUGCACAGGUCUAGCAUCUCACGACUGCUGCUGUGACCACCCAGUCGCAACAGUGACCACCGCAAACAGGGCACCAGAGCAGCAUACCAAUGGUGACACUGGUCCAGUAAGGCAGUGGGCAGAUGUGCAACUCAUUUAAGUCAGAGGCUGAAAAUGCUCUCUGGUCUUCUAUUUUAUAUCCUGACACAAUAGCUUAUUGCGACAAGGAUGUAUUGCAGAAAAUAUGAAGAGUGCCCAGAUAGUGCUGUGGCAUCAGGAAGCCUAGAGCUUCUUUACUCAAAAGCCACUCAUAACGAACUGCAGAACAAAAUAAAACAGCAAGGGAAAAACUAUACGUAUAAACUUUAGCCAGCUGACUAACACCAUGGCAACCACAGCAAGAGCCUGUUCUUCUCCCAUCAACAUGUAAAUCACCUCGAAAAUCCCGCAGAUACAAGCACCUCCACAGCAGUGGGUCAUUUGAUGCAAUGAGGAGGUCAUGGCAGACUGCAGACAGAGCCAGGACGGAAUGAACAUCCAGAAGUCGGAAGAUGCGUAGUUUCAGCUCCAGUGGAAGGACAACCAGCCCAAACACAUCUGGGAGGUUCAGCACUGGAUGGGAAAAACAGCAACAGGAGUUACUGAGUAAAGAGCAUCAUUAAAAGCUGACACCGCUUCUCUCUGAAAAGGUGACGCCGGGUCUUGACUAUCAGCUUCCGCUGUAACUGUACUUUGAACUACUACCCUCGAGCGUCACUUGACGUGCUCUCUGCAACACACUGGAUCUCAGCACUUCUUCUGAGAAUCAGCCCAUGGCUGGGCUGACAUGGACGUUCCCGAUGCAGGUCACUCCGCCAAAGCAAACCCACACGCACAUGCAUAUGACUAGAAAUAAGUGCCUCACCAUGACACAAAUGAGAGAAACCAGACUUGUAAAGGAUCUUCUGAAAAACAUAAAGCUUGCUGAAUAACAAUUUCAUCAUCCAUAAAUUAUAUAUAGUAAAAUCUACCUUCAAAGUUACUAAUAUUCAACAUCACCAAUGUAGAAAUAUCUCGUGCCCAAUAAAUGUUGCUUCCAAACAGCGGGAACAGUCGAGCUGCAGAGAGGGCUCAGCAGUCAAGAGCACUGAGCUCCAGAGCACCCAGGUCUAUUCCCUGCACCUCAUGGGGACCACCACCAUCCCUCACUUCAUUUUCAGGGUUCCACCUGCUCUCUUCUGACCUCGGCCAGCGCUGUAAGCACACAUGGAACACAUACCUGCAAGCAAAUUACUCAUACACACAAGUGUGUGGGUUUGUGGUUUUUUUUAAUUUUUAGGAUGCAUUUUUAAAAACAAUGAUGACUUAGCAGAUAAAGGUGCCUGUCAUUAAGGCUGACCUGGGCUCAAUUCCCUGGGAUUAUGUAAUGCAAAAAAGAACCAAUUCUUGCAGUUGUCCUCUGACCUCUGUCCUGUAUGGUGACUUAAAUGCAGCUGUGAGCACGUGUCCACAUACGCGCGCGCACACACACACACACACACACACACACACACACA
Messenger RNA from Rattus norvegicus (Norway rat), 23076 nucleotides. RefSeq names its product synapsin III (gene Syn3). Gene Ontology annotation, cellular component: synaptic vesicle; postsynaptic density; synaptic vesicle membrane. The record is from RefSeq and is a predicted model, not a curated record. Gene Ontology annotation, molecular function: ATP binding. NCBI's taxonomy places the organism in Eukaryota, Metazoa, Chordata, Mammalia, Rodentia, Muridae. Gene Ontology annotation, biological process: synaptic vesicle clustering; synaptic vesicle cycle; neurotransmitter secretion.